Molecule: messenger RNA, 2389 nt
Organism: Hevea brasiliensis (rubber tree)
Lineage: Eukaryota; Viridiplantae; Streptophyta; Magnoliopsida; Malpighiales; Euphorbiaceae
Exons: 12
Coding region: 106-2022 (638 amino acids)
Cellular component (GO): chloroplast
Molecular function (GO): GTP binding
Source: RefSeq, a predicted model, not a curated record
GCAGUUCCCGAUAAAGUUGAAGCAUAAGAUGCAAAGCCCAUAAAACUCUUCAACUGCCAAACCUUCCAAUCUCCAACGGCACUGAAACGCUCACUAAGCUGUACCAUGUCAAGUAGCAGCCUCUACUCACCUUCUUUCCUCUCUUCUCCCCUACCUAAAAUUUCUUUGUCUUUCCUCUCUCCUUCAUUGUUCUCUCCAUCCCCACUCUUCCCAUCAAAUCCUUUCUUUUCCCUCCAAAUCCCUCGCUCUUCUCCCUCCCUUUUCAAGUUGACCUCCCACAAUUCCUUCGCUAACACCCACAUUGAUGAAUUCCAAGACGACGAAGCCGAUACAGAGUUUGAUGAGUCUGACACCGACGACUACCCGAUUGAUAUCGAGGAGCUCCAAGAGGAAGCCGAAGACGCUGUUAGGGAGUACUCUACCUCUUUGUCUCGCCAAUUGAGAAUCGAGGAUGAAACUGGUGAUAGAAAGGAAACCAGAAAGCAGAAGAGGCAAAAAACGACUACUUCAGAAAUCCCCGACAAUCUCCUUCCUAGGGUUGCAAUUGUUGGGAGGCCAAAUGUUGGCAAAUCAGCAUUGUUCAACUGUCUUGUUGGGGGCAACAGGGCAAUUGUGGUGGACGAACCUGGUGUUACUCGGGAUCGUUUGUAUGGUCGAUCCUUUUGGGGAGAAUAUGAGUUUAUGGUGGUGGAUACUGGAGGUGUUCUUACCAUAUCAAACUCACAAGCUAAUGUUAUGGAAGAAUUGGCUAUAACAACUACUAUUGGCAUGGAUGGAAUUCCACUUGCCUCCAGGGAGGCCGCUGUUGCCAGGAUGCCCUCGAUGAUUGAGAGACAAGCUACUGCAGCUGUGGAAGAAUCAUCUGUUAUUAUAUUCCUUGUUGAUGGCCAGGCAGGUCUAACAGCAGCUGAUGUGGAGAUAGCAGACUGGUUAAGAAAAAACUACUCCAAUAAGUUUGUCAUUCUUGCAGUGAACAAGUGUGAAUCUCCCCGUAAAGGAAUCAUGCAAGCAUCAGAAUUCUGGUCACUGGGGUUCUCACCACUUCCUAUUUCUGCUUUAUCUGGGACGGGAACUGGAGAGCUUUUAGAUCUUGUAUGUUCCCAACUGGCAAAAAUUGAGGGUUUGCAAAAUUUUGAUGAAGAACAAAAUUAUGUUCCUGCAAUUGCAAUUGUUGGCAAACCAAAUGUUGGAAAAAGUAGCAUUUUGAAUGCUUUGGUUGGAGAAGAUAGAACAAUUGUCAGCCCAAUCAGUGGUACUACUCGUGAUGCAAUUGAUACUGAAUUUUCAGGACCAGAUGGCCAGAAGUUUCGGCUUAUUGAUACAGCUGGAAUCAGAAGAAGGGCAGCUGUAGCUUCAUCAGGUAGUCUGACAGAGGCUCUAUCAGUGAAUCGAGCAUUUCGUGCCAUCCGCCGUUCUGAUGUUAUUGCUCUUGUCAUAGAGGCCCUGGCAUGUAUCACAGAACAGGAUUGUAGAAUUGCUGAAAGGAUUGAAAAAGAAGGGAAGGGCUGCCUGAUUGUUGUAAACAAAUGGGAUACAAUACCCAAUAAAAACCAGCAAACUGCAAUACACUAUGAAGAAGAUGUCAGGGAGAAGCUUCGUAUUCUUCAUUGGGCUCCUAUUGUUUAUUCAACUGCAAUUGCUGGUCAUAAUGUUGAAAAGAUCAUUGUUGCUGCUAGUGCCGUUGACAAGGAAAGAUCAAGAAGAUUAAGUACGUCCAUACUGAAUGAAGUGGUACAAGAAGCAUUAGCUUUUAAAUCUCCUCCAAGAACCCGAGGUGGAAAGAGAGGACGUGUUUACUACUGCACUCAGGCAGCUAUCAGGCCACCUACAUUUGUUUUUUUCGUGAAUGAUGCAAGACUCUUUCCUGAGACUUACCGGCGCUAUAUGGAGAAACAACUGAGAUCAAAUGCAGGAUUUUCUGGUACGCCCAUUCGUCUACUCUGGCGCAGCAGAAGAAAAAUGGAAAAAAGUGAAGUCAAGGGUGCAACAAGAACACAACUUAAUCUUACUCCAGGUGGCUGAAAAUGGGUAUUAAAUUACAGGAAAGAUACAGAGUCGUUCAACAGUUAACUACAGUUAGAAUUUCUUGCCCGUCAGAACUUUCCUUUGGGAAUAGUUUGUACAGACUGAUAACAUUGCUCCGCAUGAACCCUGAGUUGUAUAAUUCUCGAGGAGAAUCACAAGAUACUUGUGUAUCCUUACCUUUUUAUCUUGUUAUGAGCUGUUAAGCCAUGGCCAAUGAAGGAAGGAGAUUGGCAAGUCAUGUAUUUCAAAUAAAUUUGUGUUAACUGAUAACUAUGACGAUUAUGUGUCAGAAUCUGAAGCUAAUACGUGUGGAUUUUGUAGAUUGACUUCGUUAUGAUAUCAACCUAUUCUAAAAUUUUGGGAA